This is a messenger RNA of Cadophora gregata, 729 nucleotides long. RefSeq lists its product as uncharacterized. The record is from RefSeq and is a predicted model, not a curated record. The transcript has 3 exons. Bases 1 to 729 code for a protein of 242 amino acids. NCBI's taxonomy places the organism in Eukaryota, Fungi, Ascomycota, Leotiomycetes, Helotiales, Ploettnerulaceae.
AUGAGUUUCGAAAAUGAAAUCUACGUUACCUCGAGAAGUCGAGCGCCUUCGCUUAUUGAUGUUACGUCCCAGAACGAUCGCGUGUUUUCUCAGCUGCCGGAUAUUAUACAGGAGGCUGCUGUUUCUACCGAGUUCUCAAGUCAAAGAUUGAGAAUAAGCCGUGUCCAAGAUGGAACGAUCGACACCAACUUCAUGACGGAACCAAUGUUCUUCAUAACAUCAAGAACUGACUCUGGAAUCGACAUACCCGACCUCGACGUCAACGAUGAGAAGUUUCUUGGCAAAUAUGGGUCCGACCUGACUGCGAACUUCGCAGAUAUCAGAGUCUACGGCUCCAAAGCAUUUGUCCAGAAACGCAACAUCUCCAAUGGAUCACUCUACUCCAUCAGCACUUGCGCCACAGGUUAUAUCUGGGUAUCUACAACGCUCACAUACGAAGCUAUCGAUCAAGCUGAGUUCUCAGACAUCGAGAUCCAGAUCGGUACAUUUGCUCUCAAAUCGCGAGCGAUUACCACUGUUGAGUUUCCAUGUCGAUACAGAUACUCGGGACGGGACGACCCACUUGAUGGUCAGCUCUCCCUCCUCUGCUCAACAGUUCUAGCAAAGUAUCUCCGCCUCCGCAUGAUCGGCGCACAAUACGAAGAAGCCGCUGAAUCUGCGAUCAAACAAAGCCGCGCCGAAUUAUCACCCCUACGGAUUGUCGAUCCAGAGGAUUAUACGUUGUUUUAA